UCGCUGAUGAGGCUGAAGACAAUGGAAUAUUUAGCAACUUCUACGAUCACGUUGACGUCACUCGCACAGCUCCUCGGGAAAAUCAGCAACAUGGUGAUCAAUGAUCACAUUCAGCAACAAAUCGAGCAGGCCCUGGGUUUCAUUCAUCAGUCUACAACAGCUCUUCAAGAGGGAUACGUGACUGCAGCAGUCUUUGCAGCCAAAAGUGCUAUUAGAUCUUCAGAGGAAGCAUUUUUUGAACCAUCAAUACUGGAGCUGUUGUACUUUCCAGACGAUCAGAAGUACGCCAUAUAUAUUCCGCUGUUUCUACCCAUCAGUCUGCCUAUUUUCCUGUCGUUGAGGCAGGCAGUGAAAUGGUACAGAGGACAAGACAAUGAAGACAAUGAAGACAAGAAAGACGAAGACAAGGAUAAGCAAGAUUGAAAACAGCUCUGAACCAAAAGAAUAACGAAGAUGACGGGCUGGGACGAGAUAACGUGGAGUCGUGUCAACCGAGUACAUGAGCAGUCUCACUUAAUGAGACGGGAGCUACAGGAAACCAUUUCACAACGACAUAAUUUUGAAUAUCAAAUAAUGCAGAGAUACGAGUUAUUAGUGAGGACUACAGGAAAAAACAUGCAGGUUAGAAUACGCGACCACAUGUAUCUGUAAUACAAGCGAGGAAACGUGCAAUAAAACACCGUGCAAAGCUCCAAGCGUACACUGGAGUUAACUCGCUUGGAACUGC
Pocillopora damicornis (cauliflower coral) is the source of this 727-nucleotide messenger RNA. RefSeq names its product GPI-anchor transamidase component PIGS-like. Gene Ontology annotation, cellular component: GPI-anchor transamidase complex. Gene Ontology annotation, biological process: attachment of GPI anchor to protein. Lineage: Eukaryota; Metazoa; Cnidaria; Anthozoa; Scleractinia; Pocilloporidae. The record is from RefSeq and is a predicted model, not a curated record.